AUGUGUCGCGUCGUUGAUGCCAUGGCGAGGAUAUGGACACCACAUUCGUGUACCUCUGUGCAACAGCGGCACGCAGCGCCGCACGCCUUAACCACUGAUAACAUACACAUACGGCGUCUUUCUUCACUCCGUCCCCAUCAACAGCAUCACUUAUGGAGGUUGUGCCAGCUGGUGACAGGGGUUACGGAAUCUCUCAGUGGCAAGGGGACGUUUGUCGCAUGUUCUGUUGUUGGGGGUCGAAGCCAAACCCGUUGUUCACCCUCACUGGGGUUGAAUUCAGGAAAUGAACUUUGUGCUACAGGUGUGAAUUACGCCCUUCAUCGCUCGUUUAACGCUGGAAAGACACUGAAGGGGAUUCUUAGAGGAUGUGCCGAGCAAAAUGCGCUCGGGGUGGCAGCCGCGAGCGGGCAUUGCUACACCUCCAUCAACGACGUGUACUUGUGUGCUGUGACUUGUUCCACACCUUCGGAAGGAGACGUGUCUGCUGCAUGCGGCCACGUCUGCAGCGGUGAAGUGCACAAGGGCAGUGGUGAAGUCAGUGAUGCUGAUGCAUCUUGCAGUGGGGUAGCGUUCCCAUGCGCAGAGUGCUGGCGCAAUUUAUCGUCUGUGGCUGUAAUGCGACGAGAAGAAGGUGUUGUAGGACCCUUAAACUUGUUUGUCUAUGCACAAAGUGAGGCAUCUGCGCUUCGCAGCGCUUCCAUAGCACAAAAGAAUUUGACAGCGCGGCCGGCACCUCCCAUCGACGUUACCGUCGUUAUAUCUGGUUGA
Messenger RNA from Trypanosoma brucei brucei TREU927, 768 nucleotides. RefSeq lists its product as hypothetical. The transcript has a single exon. NCBI's taxonomy places the organism in Eukaryota, Euglenozoa, Kinetoplastea, Trypanosomatida, Trypanosomatidae. Bases 1 to 768 code for a protein of 255 amino acids. The record is from RefSeq and is a predicted model, not a curated record.